AUGAGUUUAAUGAGAGCAGUAGGGUUUAACAGACCUCAGGUUGAGCGUUUCUUUGAAGGUCUUGAGACUUUGAUGCAAAAGUUUAAAUUCACUCCCUGUAAAAUAUCGAAUUGUGAUGAGCCUGGCGUCAGCAUUGUGCAAAAGCAUGCUAAAGUAAUAGCAACUAAAAACCAAAAACAAGUUGGGAAGCUUACGUCAGCAGAACGUGAAAAGAAUGUGAGUGUUUUUGCAAUGAGCGCUGGAGGUCAGUUCGUACCACCUUUCUUCGUAUUUCCACGGACCCGAAUGAAUGAAAGACUUAUGAUUAAUGCUCCAAAUGAGACUGUAGCUGAGAAUCCAGUGCUCUUGUUUCUGGAUGGACAUGCCAGUCAUAAAGACUUAGAUGUCAUUGAAUUUUCCAAGAAAAAUAAUAUGCACAUGCUGAGCACUCCACCUCACACUACCCACAAGUUAUAA
Molecule: messenger RNA, 456 nt
Organism: Arctia plantaginis
Lineage: Eukaryota; Metazoa; Arthropoda; Insecta; Lepidoptera; Erebidae
Source: the annotation of a GenBank genome assembly